Messenger RNA from Macroventuria anomochaeta, 1224 nucleotides. RefSeq lists its product as uncharacterized. The coding region runs from base 293 to 1183 and encodes 296 amino acids. The record is from RefSeq and is a predicted model, not a curated record. Lineage: Eukaryota; Fungi; Ascomycota; Dothideomycetes; Pleosporales; Didymellaceae. The transcript has 2 exons.
CUACGGUCCUCGCUUCUCUAUGUUGACUGAACAAGGCAAUCCGUGCAUAGAUGAAUCACACGCGAAACCUCAGACUCCAUCACCUCACAUUCUAAGCCGGUAUCUUCCCGAGCAGAUCAUUGUUGGGCGGGCCUAAUCACAGCGCUAAGACCAUCGUUAUUGGCGGCCAACACAUGACAGCUGCCAAGUACGAACUUAUUGAACCAGCGUAACCUUACAAUAACAGCUAAACUCAGCAUCGAACCCUUGAUUUCAGAAUCUCAACAGUCAGCCCAGUCAUCACAACACCAAAAUGGACCUGUUACGUUUACCAUCGGUCACCCGUCUCGCGACUCUGUCACUACUAACACUGACCUUCGCUCAAAACAACAUAAACACGACGGACAUUAAUUCGGACCAAUCUGCCCUCAAUUUCGAUUCUAAUGCGCCGAUCAAUGCCACAGGCAGCCUCAACUUACACUGGACCGCACUUAUGAUGGAUCCCGCACGGAAUGACUGGACCUUUACACUCACCUACAAUGAGACCCGAAACCAGAAUGGGACAACACACCGUUGGGAAAGCUACAUGAGUGUUCCUGAGAUUAGCGAAGCAAAGGCCUGUACAUUCAUGCUCGCCGGACUCAAUAAAACUUCAGCAUCGGCACAGCGAAAUGGUUGCGACGGCGUGUUGGACGAUGUGUGUACCGACGUUCUGCGCGGGAUCUCAUGGAGCGGCGAUCGGUGUAGUUUCCCAUUCCCGGAUUCAGAGUACAGUGAUAGGGUUCUCCAAGCGUGUGGCGUUGAGAUCCUCGAGAGAAAUGUGUGCUAUAACACCUACCCGAUAGAUUUCUCGAAAAGUACAUGCAGUAGGUCACAUCCUCCAGGAUCUUCUUCGCCAGAGAACUGGCGCACUUUCGGGAUGACUGGGAUGCCUAUCGACUGGGUCAAUGUGAACAGUGAUAGGAACACAUCUGACUUCACAUGGUACGACACCUUUGUGAAGCAGACUGUUCCGUUUGUCGUUGCCAUGGAAUUCUUGGGUGGUAUUGCUGAGACGCAGGUCUUGUGUGUAGCGCCAAAGAAUAUCGCCGAGGGGAGUCGAGUGCCCGCGCAGAAAUCCAUGGCGAGUGAGAGGUGGCGGCCAACGAGCUGGAUGGCUACAGCCGCUGCAUUAUAUGCUAGUACGGUAGUUAUGUUGACUUAGUGUAAGGACAAUGAGACAGUAUGUGAAGAUGACAUUGGCUG